This is a messenger RNA of Parascedosporium putredinis, 2892 nucleotides long. Lineage: Eukaryota; Fungi; Ascomycota; Sordariomycetes; Microascales; Microascaceae. The record is from the annotation of a GenBank genome assembly.
AUGUCACGAUUCGUCCGCCACACAUCUCGACUUACUGCUCCGGCAAGAGCAACGCCCUUCAUCAGGGUUUCUUUUUCGCCGACUCUACGUGCCGCUUCUCAAGCUAGAAGCUAUGCCUCGGCGGGCCUCAAGGAGUAUACGGUUCGCGAUGCGCUAAACGAAGCCUUGGCCGAGGAGCUUGAGUCAAACCCAAAGGUCUUCAUAUUGGGUGAGGAGGUAGCGCAGUAUAACGGCGCUUACAAAGUCACCAAAGGUCUACUAGACAGGUUUGGGGAGAAACGAGUUAUCGAUACGCCAAUCACCGAGAGCGGGUUUUGCGGCCUUGCCGUUGGCGCGGCCUUGAGUGGCCUUCAUCCUGUGUGCGAGUUUAUGACAUGGAACUUUGCGAUGCAAGCCAUCGACCAGAUCGUUAACUCGGCGGCAAAAACCCUUUACAUGUCCGGGGGCAUUCAGCCUUGUAAUAUCACAUUCCGUGGACCGAAUGGUUUCGCUUCGGGUGUUGGAGCACAGCACUCGCAGGAUUACUCCGCAUGGUACGGAAGCAUCCCCGGUUUGAAGGUCGUGGCUCCCUGGAGUGCCGAGGAUGCCAAGGGCCUUCUCAAGGCAGCCAUUCGAGAUCCGAACCCUGUUGUUGUUCUCGAAAACGAGUUGAUGCCUGCUGGACGAGCUGAGUUCGUCCGGGGCGCAGCGGGAUUUUUCCCCUUUACCCCCGGCGGUCUCGAUGGAAUUGAAGCUACUGCCGUCUUUGAGGACCAGCUACAACAUCCAAGUGCCCUUCGUGAGCGCACGCUAGCAACAAGCAAACUUGAACGGGUUAUUACCUUUGGCGCGAAUGAUAGCUUGCUAGAAGUGGCUCCCGGUCUUGCACGUGGCAUUGGAUGGCGGAAGAGGAUUGACUCUGCCGACGAGACCGAAAGACUAGAGAUAGUGCGAGAACUCGGGGAGGAGCCUUACCAGCUGGCCGGGAGACUUGAGGCCGAAAAUGAUGCGGCUUUGCGCGCCGACACCAAUCUUACGCCUAAUGACGACUCCGAAGAAGAUAUUGAUACCAUUCUUCCUGUGGAAUUUCCCGCUCUCGAGCCCCAUGGAAUGUUAGCAGCAUCUAGCUCUCGGAGGGUAGGUCGGGAGUAUGCGCAUAUGGUGGAUAUCAAAUGCGAGAUGUCAAAUUUCCGAGAGCUUGUUCCGGACAUGGCAAGAGAAUGGCCGUUUGAGCUCGAUACCUUCCAGAAGGAGGCAGUGUAUCAUCUCGAAAGCGGUGAUUCGGUAUUUGUUGCGGCCCAUACUUCGGCAGGCAAGACUGUUGUAGCGGAGUAUGCUAUUGCACUAGCCGCGAAGCAUAUGACAAAAGCGAUAUACACCUCCCCGAUCAAGGCGCUGAGCAACCAAAAGUUCCGAGACUUUCGGCUCACUUUUGACGACGUGGGGAUCCUUACAGGCGAUGUACAGAUUAAUGCAGAAGCCAGCUGUCUAAUUAUGACAACAGAAAUCCUCCGGAGUAUGCUCUAUCGGGGGCUGAUCUUAUACGAGACGUCGAGGGCUGGAAAGCUGCCGGUCAGGCACUCCAAGGAAAAGCUAAGGUCCCAAAUGACAGUGCCAACGGCGGUAUUCCAGGACGCGGGAGAGGUGCUGUCGCCCGUGGUCAUUCACGAGGAGCUGGUCAACGUGGGUCCUCUCGAGGCGUUACUCGAGGAGGUCGAGGCGGCCCUCCACGUGCUAGUCACACACCAGGCCACAUGGGAAAACCCGGCCAAAGCUGUCAAGCUCUCUGAGGCUGAUCUCGCCCGAGUCAAGCGCGACUCCUGCAGCAUAUGUGACGCAGCCAUGGAUGCAUGUCACGACGCUUCCCAAAUUUACCAGAAGUUAACAAUUGAAUUGCACAAGGGUCUUCUCGCGGUACCCGUUGGGCGCAAGAUGUUUACUACACAUCGCCUUAUCGUCUACGAUGUGAAUGGAAUUCGUACCCCGGGAAUAUUGCUUGCCGAGGGCGCAAGCGAAAAAGCAUUCCCGGAUAUCUUCCAAGGUGGUGACGCUCACCAAAAAGCCAAGGAACGAAUCCACAGCCUCUGCCGGUCCUGGGACGGGAUAUGGGAAGAAGCCGACAUGUCUCCGUUCAGGAGCCUAUAUCUACAGGAGCUUAUUGAGAAGAGGAGGAAAGCGGCUGAUACUGCAUCGUCCUCUCCCGCCGUGCAGUGCCCUGAUUUUGUCAAACAUUUCGCCAUGUGCCAUGACCAGUGGCUUAUCAGAGAAAAUAUCUCCCAACUUCGGCAGUCACUUUCAGACCAAAACCUGCAGUUACUACCGGAUUACGAGCAGCGUAUUCAGGUGCUGAACGAUCUUAAUUUUAUCGACGUAGAUUCCCGUAUUCAACUCAAGGGCAAGGUUGCAUGCGAGAUUCAUUCAGGUGACGAGCUUGUUCUCACCGAGCUCAUUCUCGAUAACGUACUCGCAGAAUACGACCCGGCAGAAAUCGCCGCUCUUUUAUCGGCCUUUGUUUUCCAGGAGAAAACUGCAUGCGAGCCAUCAUUGACUAGCAACCUAGAGCGCGGGAAAACGACGAUCAUCGAAAUUAGCGAGAAGGUAAACGCUAUCCAGACAUUGCAUCAGGUUAUUCAGUCAUCUGAUGAAUCCAAUGACUUUGUAUCUAAGCCUCGUUUCGGUCUCAUGGAAGUCGUCUACGAAUGGGCCAGGGGCAUGAGCUUCAAAAACAUCACCGACUUGACUGAUAUUCUUGAGGGAACAAUUGUUCGGACCAUUACGCGACUUGACGAAACCUGUCGAGAAGUGAAAAAUGCUGCUCGGAUCAUUGGAGACCCUGACCUUUACCGAAAAAUGCAGACUGCCCAAGAAAUGAUCAAGCGAGACAUCACGGCUGUAGCCAGCCUAUACAUGUAA